This is a messenger RNA of Brassica napus (rape), 2803 nucleotides long. RefSeq lists its product as uncharacterized. Bases 158 to 976 code for a protein of 272 amino acids. NCBI's taxonomy places the organism in Eukaryota, Viridiplantae, Streptophyta, Magnoliopsida, Brassicales, Brassicaceae. The record is from RefSeq and is a predicted model, not a curated record. The transcript is spliced from 2 exons.
CAUGUCAUUGUUGCAUUCAAAAACAAAAUAAAAAUAUUUUUGCAUCAUUGUUUUAGAAAAGUCGGUCCAAAGCAUUUUUAUUAUUUGUUUGCAUAAGGAUUCGACCACUGCCUUUAAAAGCACUUAACUACAUUGUGUGUUUUUCAUCGCAGGUACCAUGGAUGAGGAAGAUAACUCUUGGGAAGAAGAGCAAUCCAUGCUUGACGAAGAAAGUAGUUAUGGAGAUGAUCAAUGGUCCAACGAUGGCUCCAACACUGAUUUUGAAGAGGAUCCUUAUGAAGGAGAUCCUGAGCCAGUACCACCAGACCCUUACCACAUUGAUAACCACUCCACUGAUUGUUCUAGAAGAGAAGCUGUCCUAGAAGAAAGCUAUGGAAGUGGUUCAUGGCAGGAAGAGGCUGGAGUUGAAAACUGCCUAGAAAACAAAGAAGAGUGGGAGCAUGAAUCUGAUGAAGAAACUCAGCUCCAACUGGACGUUAAAGAGGACUCAUGGGAGGCUCAAACCCAUCCUGAUUCUGAUCAAGAAAUAGAAGAGAGUUCUUGGGCUGGAGUACCAUUCUCUGGUCCGGAGGAGAGACAAGCAUUGUCUAUGAAGCCUUACCGAGAUUUUGGGUCAUGGUAUGAGGAAACUGAUUCUCAAAUCAGUGAAGAUGAAGCAAGGCAUCCCAGCCAUGAGGCUGAGAUCCAUGGAUAUGAUCUAGGUGUGCCUGAAAAGGAGGAAUCCAUAAGUGAGGCCGGAAGAAAUGUUAAAGAAUCCCAACUUGCCUUGGCUGAAGAGGAAGAACUUGUAAGUGAAGCCGGAAGAAAUGUUACUGAGCUUGAAGCAUCCUCCAUCAACCUUUCUGGUUAUAACAAAGAAGCUGCUGCUUAUCAACAAUGGGAGGACAACUUGAAAACCUGGUACUACAGUUACCAACUAUCAGAUGAGGAGGCUGAUGACGAAUCUAUUGAUACUUGGGAAGAUUUCAGAUUAUAAAUGAGGAGAUUAGUUGAAAAGGCUGAGAAGGAAACUGCAGCCCAAUACCACCAGCCCCAAAAGAAUGAUACACAUGCAGUCCACACUUCAACUCCACGCUUUAGGACUAGGAGUAAGAAGGCUGAUCACCCUCACAGCCCACAAGAGGUGGAACCGACCAUAGAAAAGCCCACUAUCAAGCAAUCAAAGAGUUCACAGCCGAGUUCACUACAACUUCCAAAAAAGCCAGCAAUCCGUCCAAGGUCAAAAGGAACUUCAGAAAAUACAGAUAGCAAGGCCACAGUAGUCCAUAUCAAAGGAGGUCCACGUCCUGAAGAUGAAGCUAUGCAACAAGGUUUGCAAAAGCCACCAGCAUCAUCAAAUCAAAGUAUAGGGAAAGGAGAUGGGCGACCAAACAAGUCUGAGAGGUUGAAAGAAAGCCAGGGACAGCACCUGACUUGUCCACAAAACGUUGAAGAAGAUGCAAGAAACAAUAAAAGCACACAAGCUACCAAAGAGCAAAUCAUUCUUCAACUAGCUGAAACCAUUUGGGUAAGUCUAAAUUUUACUUGUCCAAAUUAUAAAUUCUCAAACACAGAUAUAAUUCACUUGUUUUCUGCCAAAAUUUUUGAGAAUAUUUCAGGAACAGAGGCCAAGGAUCCCAUAGGCGAUCCACACAAAGAGAUCACACGGUGUCUAGAUGCCUAAGGAAAGCAAGAAGUUACCAUCAACAACUUCUUGAUUCCUGACGCCCCAUCAUAUCAAAAACAACAUCCAGGAGGCCAUAUCAAUAUAGAGGAGUAGUCCGGUCGUUCCUACUCAAAGGAGAGCCACCAGAUUUGCCACCAAAGACCAAAUCGACAAAAUACCAAGGUAAGGCCCUAGAAUCUCAAAAGAGGAUGAAACCUGACUUGCUCUAUCUUGGUGCAGGUUAUCCAGUUUCGAGGUCGAAACCUUUUCAAGAGAGAGGGGAUGAUAUAGGCACAGAAACCACACCUGAACCAGGGGCCAACCGGAUGUACCAUUCAGCCAACCGAAGGACCAAUCAGGAUAUGUGUUCAGUCAAAACGGCGUAUCUCCGUAACCAGGAGGAAUUUUGUAAUGAAACCAAUUUUAAUGCAUUCUACACUCAUCUAGGAGUCAACCCCAACUGGAAUCAUCUCCAAAUCUACUCUUGCCAGGAAUAUACGAAUUUUACAAACCGGCGGUUCUCCAUCUCGUCCAUCUGCGAGCAUCCGAGUUUAGAAGUUUCUUCAAGCCCAACAAAGAAGCGUUCCGACCCAAACCAAAAAAUGGAUUUCAAGAUGGAUCUCUUAUCAAGCCAAAAAGCCCAAGAAUAGGAGAAAAUACCACGGAAAUCUCAAGAUACAAUCAGCAAGCAUAGGAUUAAGAGGAUCUUCAUGAUCCAAGGCUUCCAGAAUACACAUACAACCGUCCAGAAGAGCCUCCCCUCAUCUUUCCCUACACCAGCAAGCAUAGGAUUAAUAGGAUCUUCAUUUACACCAAGUUUCCUUUUUCGGAAUCACUCACAACUUGGAGAAUAAAUCACCAACGGCUAUUUUUCCACGACCAGAGCUUCCUGAAGCUACUUGCAAGGAACCUAGACGUCCCAAGACACCAUUCCUUCUUGCCCAAACUUUCCAGAUUCAAGGAGAUCAUCAAGUUCCCCAUUUUUAGCCAAAAAUCCAUUUAUCCUAUUCCAACGGCUAGUUUUUAUUUCCUUUGAUUUCUUUCUGAUUUUUGCUUUGUAAUCAUUGUCUCCAGAGCCUAUAUAAGCUCUUGGUCGACCCUUGUAAGAAACCACCUUUCAAUCCUUAAGAAAUAAUAUUCAGUUUGUUUAUUUUUAUC